AUGUCCCAGCAGCUCGUCUUGCGAGUCAAGCGCUUGUCGCCCAAUGCCGUCCUCCCCUUCCGCGCGACUGUGGGCGCCGCGGGCUACGAUCUCUGCAGUUCGGAGAAUUGCGUGGUGCCCGGAAGAGGCAAGGCGUUGGUGAGCACCGACCUCGCCAUGGCCAUCCCGCCCGACCACUAUGGCCGCAUUGCGCCCCGAUCGUCGGUGUCGUGGAAGAACCACGUGGACGUGGGCGCUGGCGUGAUCGACGCCGACUAUCGCGGCCACGUCAAGGUGUGCCUCUUCAACCACGCCGACGCCGACUUCACCAUCCAGCAGGGCGACAAGAUCGCCCAGCUGAUCGUCGAGCGUAUCUCCCUGCCCGACGUCGAAGAGGUGGACGACAUUGAUGCCACGGUGCGCGGCGAGGGCGGAUUCGGGUCGACCGGCGUGUCCUCCAAGCACUAA
Messenger RNA from Acanthamoeba castellanii str. Neff, 447 nucleotides. Its product is annotated as deoxyuridine 5'-triphosphate nucleotidohydrolase. Gene Ontology annotation, molecular function: dUTP diphosphatase activity; magnesium ion binding. Lineage: Eukaryota; Discosea; Longamoebia; Acanthamoebidae. The record is from RefSeq and is a predicted model, not a curated record. The transcript has 5 exons. The coding region runs from base 1 to 447 and encodes 148 amino acids. Gene Ontology annotation, biological process: dUMP biosynthetic process; dUTP catabolic process.